Messenger RNA from Lotus japonicus, 888 nucleotides. RefSeq lists its product as uncharacterized. Bases 130 to 675 code for a protein of 181 amino acids. Lineage: Eukaryota; Viridiplantae; Streptophyta; Magnoliopsida; Fabales; Fabaceae. The record is from RefSeq and is a predicted model, not a curated record. The transcript is spliced from 4 exons.
UUCCACCCAAUGAAUUAUAAAUAUAUGGUUCUCUCGCUUAGGCUAACUUUGACACUGAUGAUGGUAACAUCUUCCUGGGCAAACAUGAAUUCUUGAAAAGCAUUUAUAUGUUUCCUUCCUUAUCCCAAAAUGCCAACCAAACAGGUAGUUUACCGCAGAGAUAGGGCAGUGCUAUUGAGGGUGUAUGUUGAGAAGCCUAGGAAGAAGAAACCGCCACCAAUUCAACAUCAACAUCAUCAUCAUCACCAUUAUCAUAUCCAUCACACAGUGAGAAAAGAGGAGAUUCAUGGCUCUGGUAGUAAGGGAUCAUAUGAUAGAAGAUCAGGGUUGCUUAAGUACUCGCGUCUCUUGCGCGAAUCUGCAAGAGGAGCAUCAUCCACACCCUUACCCUCUAAGGGGUCUACAACCAAGAAUCUCCAACCUCCAACAUUGGUACCAUUGAUGGCCCCUUUCAAGAAGAAGCAACCAAAGUAUGCUGAAAGGCCUGCUUGCUUUGGCGAUUGGAAACUACUAAUUCCAAGCUGCUUAAGACAAAUGUUAAGUGCCCCGAAAAAGGGGCAAAAGAAGAAAAAGAUGCAUGGAGGAUUUUCAGGAAAUCUAAUGAAAAAAUUACAGGUGAGGAGAGGAAAAAGUUUCAUUCCGAAUGUGUUCUCUACGACACGCAAGCGUGCUUAAGGUUGAAUGUUCAAUUUUUGGUGGCUAUUCACCUUUGACAAGGUGUAAUAUCUCGCUGUCAUUUUAGUUCAUGUCUAAUUUAUUUACAAGUCCCUUCAUACUGCUUAAGGAGCAGUACCAUUUCUGGAUUGUGAUAGCUAUGAAAUUUCAGCGGUGCACAAAGGUUCUCUAUACUUAUUUCUAAUUAAAAAAUACAUACACUAUUUCUAAUUU